This is a messenger RNA of Galendromus occidentalis (western predatory mite), 1728 nucleotides long. It is a transcript of the gene mtDNA-helicase, whose product is annotated as mitochondrial DNA helicase. Lineage: Eukaryota; Metazoa; Arthropoda; Arachnida; Mesostigmata; Phytoseiidae. Gene Ontology annotation, molecular function: ATP binding; single-stranded DNA binding; 5'-3' DNA helicase activity. Gene Ontology annotation, biological process: mitochondrial DNA replication. The record is from RefSeq and is a predicted model, not a curated record. Bases 1 to 1728 code for a protein of 575 amino acids. The transcript has a single exon. Gene Ontology annotation, cellular component: mitochondrion.
AUGCCCAAGUCAGUCCACGCGAUAAAAGUGCUCUUGAACCGGGCGAAGAUUCCCUUCCAAGUGGGGUCCACGUGCCUGAGAGUCCGGUGCCCGAACUGUUCAUCCGGCUCUGACGAUAAGCGGGGCUAUCUGAACUCAACGAGUGGGACGUUUUUCUGCCCAGAUUGUGAACUGGUCGCUGACUGGGGCGAGUUCAAACGUGCUCUCGAAAGUGACUAUCGAGUGGAACCCAAUGCUGAGCUUCAGACCGCGGCUUUCCCUACAGCUGGGGAACUCGAAGAGGUUCAGAGACGUCUAUCCAGUGCGGUGGAAAUGGCGAGUGUUCGAACAAAGGACAUAGACCAGGUUCUCAGUACACUGGACCUCGGUCGGAUCAAGGGGAGCUUCUUGAAGCUUUCAAAGUAUCGCAUAUCUUACGACGACUCAGGCGAUCCGAAAUUAGUUCUACCAGUGUUGGAUAUCCGCAAACGUCUGAUAGCUUUGACGUACGUAGGCGGCGGAGGAGAUGUGGAGACGUUUCCGCGCUCUGGUAUGGCCGGUUGUUUUUCAACGGAGGAUACCGUGACAGCAGACAAUCGAGUCGUGUUGGUUCCGCAUCCGGCUGACGCGAUCCUGGUCACCCAGCAGACGAGGAUGACUUCGAUCGCUGUGGAAUCGACAGCACAACUGCCAGUGACGAGGCUUCCUCUGUUCGAAAAGUUCGGCAAAAUCGUCAUAUGGUUCAACGCAACGAACGAGCACUGGCAGGAUGCGCUUCUCUACGCCAGGAAACUCGGGAACGACCGUACAUCGUUUCUGCGUCAGGUGCCGCAAUUCUCGAGACCGCUUACUACGGAAAAAAUUUCGGCUGCCCUCUCAACGGAGAAACCCAUGGCCCACAAGUCGGUCAUUGUAUUCGACGACCUGCGUGAAGCAGUCCGCGACACGCUGAUGAAAUGGGAGUCGGCGUGCGGUGUAAAAUGGACACGUUUCCCUGCCCUGAACAAGUAUCUCAAAGGCCAUCGACGGGGAGAGCUGACAAUUUUCACGGGACAGACCGGCUCGGGUAAAACGACGUUUCUCUCGGAGUUGUCCCUCGAUCUCAUGAUGCAAGGUGUUCCGACCCUCUGGGGCAGUUUCGAAAUCAACAACGUCAGAUUGCUCAGAUGCUUAAUGACGCAAUUCGCUCUCGUACCUUUAACGGAGAACAUGGCGAGGUUUGACGAGAUCGCGGACGAGUUCCAGAAACUUCCUCUGUUCAUGCUCAAGUUCCACGGACAGGAGUCAAUCAACAACGUAGUCGAGGCCAUGAUGCACGCGGUCUACGUGCAUGACAUCCAGCACGUGAUCCUGGACAACCUCCAAUUCAUGAUGGGCGUAGCGGUGGAACGGUUUCAAUUGCAAGACACCAUAGUUUCGACGCUGCGAAGGUUCGCCACCGAAUACAAUGUACACAUAACGCUAGUAGUACAUCCCCGAAAAGAGAAAGACGACGAUCCGCUGUGUACGGCGAGCAUAUUCGGAACGGGGAAGGUCAGCCAAGAAGCCGAUAAUGUUUUGAUCCUGCAAACGUCGGCUCGUGGCUCGAAAUUCGUUCAAGUGAAGAAGAACCGAUUCGACGGUGACCUUGGAGCCUUCCCGCUCCACUUCGACAAACAAUCUUUGAGUUAUUGGAAGAAUCUCCCGAGACCCGUCGACAACGGCGCCAAGGCGAGAUGGCAGAAUGGAAGGAAACCGCAGAGAUCCUGA